Messenger RNA from Belonocnema kinseyi, 642 nucleotides. Its product is annotated as tigger transposable element-derived protein 4-like. Gene Ontology annotation, molecular function: DNA binding. The transcript has a single exon. Lineage: Eukaryota; Metazoa; Arthropoda; Insecta; Hymenoptera; Cynipidae. The record is from RefSeq and is a predicted model, not a curated record. Bases 1 to 642 code for a protein of 213 amino acids. Gene Ontology annotation, cellular component: nucleus.
AUGAAUCCACGAUGUUUCAAGCGAGUCAAGUCUUUACUAGUGUUUCACGAGAGCAAUAAAAAAGCUUGGGUGACUAGUUCAGUAUAUGAAGACUGGCUUCAUAAAAUUGAUCACAAGUUUCAAAGAGAAAAUCGGAAAGUACUUCUACUUGUGGAUAAUUGUCCGGCUCAUCCGAAAGUCUUGAUUCAAACUUUAAAAGCCAUAAAGGUGGUUGACUUACCAACAAAUUUAACUGCCAAAUUGCAACCAAUGUAUCAAGGAAUCAUUAAGAACCUUAAAGUGAAUUACCGGCGGAGAAUUAUAAAAAGAUUGCUCAAGGCUUCGGAUGAGAAAAUGGGGUUGACUGGUUUGAAUUUAUUGGAUGCUAUUUUCGACUUGAACAAAGCUUGGACUGAUGUCACUAGUGAUACAAUUGCGAAUUGCUUUCGGAAAGCUGACUUCGUGAAAACUGACGUGGAAAAUCUUGCAACACAAGAACAAGACGAAAUUUUAUCGGAUGGUACUUCUGAAGAGUGGGAUGAUCUACAAAGAAUAUUGGCAUGCACAGAAGUAACUUUUGAAGAUUUCAUUGAUAUGGACACUAGUGUAAUUAUUGUUGGUGAACCUACAGAUAGUAAGAUAUUGGAUAAUAUGAAGGCAUAA